Messenger RNA from Chenopodium quinoa (quinoa), 1879 nucleotides. RefSeq lists its product as uncharacterized. Bases 715 to 1386 code for a protein of 223 amino acids. The record is from RefSeq and is a predicted model, not a curated record. Lineage: Eukaryota; Viridiplantae; Streptophyta; Magnoliopsida; Caryophyllales; Amaranthaceae. The transcript is spliced from 2 exons.
UAGUUUCUCGAAAAAUAUUUAUUUUAUGUUGGAAUUUUUUUUAAAACAAAUUAUAUUUACAUUGUAUAGCCUCCGUUUUAUGUUCGGAAAGGAUUAAGAAGUGGGAUGGGGAUAGAAAAGCAUACUUGGUAACUGAUAUAUAUUAUAUUUGUUAGAUAAUAUUUGUCGCAGAUUAGGAUAAUUUUGUAUAUAUUUUGUAUAUCUCGUAUCCUUAUCAUAAUAAUAUAGGAUUACGACUCUCUCUUGUAAACCGCUAUAUAUAUAAAUCAAUGGUACACACUCCAGGAUGAGGAGUUUUCCCGAAAUCUAACAUGGUAUCACAGCUUUAGGUUUCGAUCCUAGGAAUACUAUUUUUUUUUUCCUGUUUUCCACGCUUUCGUUCUUCUUCACCUAACACCGCCCACUUCUCAUGGCCAAAGACGACAGCACCCCCCCUCCUCCACCGCCGCCGCCGGCCAACAAAUUUCACCCAGCCCUCACUGUUAAUAACAUAAAGAAUGCAAUCCCACAUUCCCACUCACUCUAGAUUUCUAGAAUGUUCAUUAUUCUAGUUGGGUAGAAUUAUUCCAAAAUCAUGUAUGUGAGUAUAAUGUUCGUGACCACAUUGACCCGAAAAUACCGAGGCCUUCUGAUAUUUCUGAUUCUUUUUGGACAAGAUUAGAUUCCAUUGUUAAGCAAUGGAUCUAUGGAACCAUCUACGUCGAUCUCCUCACGAUGAUCCUCUCACUGGACUCCACCGCACAACAAAUUUGGGAUCGCAUCAAAGAAAUUUUUCAAGAUAAUAAGAGCACAAGGGCGGUGUACCUUGAAAAUCAGUUUAACGUUCUUCAUCUUGAGAAUUUUCCAAACGUAACUGCUUAUUGCCAGCGUCUGAAGAGUAUUUCGGACCAGCUUGCCAAUGUGGAUCAGCCCGUCUCCGAUCAGAAGCUCGUACUUCGUCUUGUUGCAGGUCUUACAAAAUCGGAAUUCGACACAGUAGCAACCAUGAUUGCCCAAACUGAUCCCCUUCUCUCCUUCAACACCGCACGCUCCCGUCUACUUCUUGAGGAAACUCGCCGGAGUAAUGAGUCCACUCCGGCCCCGUCUUCGUUUGUGGCCCAACAACAACCUUCGGGAUCUGCCGAUUCCUCGCAUCAACAACAACAAAACAACAUCGCCGGAAGAGGUAGUGAUACUGGGCGCGGACGCGGCGGUGGUGGUGGCAAAAACCGCGGCAAGGUGCGUGGUCGUGGAGCUCCGGGUCGUGGCAGCACUCCUGGUCAACAGCAACAGACUUCGCAACAUCAACAACAUCAAUCUUCUAAUUGGCAGCAGCAACAUCCUAAUGGCAAAACUUUGGCUCCUCAAAACCCUUGGCCCAAUCCGCCAUAUGGACCUCAAGGGUAGGCUCUUCCGCCGGCCCCUUUUCCAACAUCUGGGCAGGCCACACCAUCCUACAAUCAUGGGCCAACUCAGCAGGCCUACUCAAUGAUGCCACCUCAGCAGGCCUACGGGCCACUUAUGACUCCUACAGAGUUCGAAAGUGCGUACUCAUCGAUGAACUUUACACCACCGGACAACGGAUGGUACAUGGACUCCGGAGCUACAUCUCACAUGACCAAUAAUGCCGGAUCUUCGCACGGGGAGGGUAAUAACGAGAUGCAAUAGCACCGGAGAACUUUAUCCAGUCACCUCAAAUUCACCAAGCACUUGCCUAGCCACAACUCUCACUGCAGCUACCCUGUGGCAUGAUCGUUUAAUACAUCCCGGGGCUUCCUCUUUAAGUUUUCUUAGGAGCAAUAAUCUCAUUACUUGUAAUAAGGAGCAUGACUCCACUUUUUGCAAUUCAUGUCAGAAAGGGAAACAUGUUAGACUUCCGUUAUAUGAUUCAAAUAAUAAU